Molecule: messenger RNA, 1128 nt
Organism: Fibroporia radiculosa
Lineage: Eukaryota; Fungi; Basidiomycota; Agaricomycetes; Polyporales; Fibroporiaceae
Exons: 10
Coding region: 1-1128 (375 amino acids)
Biological process (GO): carbohydrate metabolic process; fungal-type cell wall organization
Cellular component (GO): fungal-type cell wall
Molecular function (GO): glycosyltransferase activity; chitin binding; hydrolase activity, hydrolyzing O-glycosyl compounds
Source: RefSeq, a predicted model, not a curated record
AUGCUCCCCUCCAGCCGUCCCCUUGCGACGCUGGCGUCCCUCGCCGCAUUCGCCUCAUUGUUCUUGGGAUCAUCUGCACAGGACACUUGCAAUGCUACUUCGCAUUGUGGGACAGAAUCUCCUUGCUGCAGUCCAUAUGGCUAUUGUGGCAGUGGUCCUGACUUCUGCUUUGGAGGCUGUGACCCUGUUGCCUCCUACUCCCUGACCUCCUGCAUGCCCGAGCCUCUCUGUGAGAAUACCAAUAUCACUUUCUCAAGUUUCGAUCGUAUCCUCAUGAACCAGACUAACUACAACGGUAACGCUUCCGCGUACGACUUCAUCCUUAACCAGGGCUCCGUCCAAAACACUACCGCUGGCGAGCUUGUCAUGAUUCUUACCGAGGAGAACGGUGGCACCCGUCUCAGCUCUACUCGUUACGUCCACUACGGACAAAUCACUGCGCGCAUAAAGACCGGGCGCUGGGGUGGUGUUGUCACGGCAUUCAUUACUAUGUCUGACAUUAAGGAUGAAAUCGACUGGGAAUGGCCAGGUAACCAAACUUCCCAAGCUCAGUCUAACUAUUUCUGGCAGGGUUUCAUUCCUGCACAGACUGCUGGUCAAACUACUGGUAAUCUGACAGACACCUACAGCAACUACCAUGAUUACACUAUUAACUGGCAACCGGACCAAUUGGAAUGGAUCAUUGAUGGCAAUGUUGUACGUACGCUGACUAAAGCGUCCGUCACGAACAACGCCACUAGCAUCAGCUAUUACCCCGAAACUCCCAGCAGGAUUGAGCUCAGCCUUUGGCCUGCAGGCAUCAGCUCUGAACCGACAGGAACUGUGGAGUGGGCGGGUGGUAUGAUCAACUGGAAUGAUCCCGACUACGUUUCUGCUGGUCAUUUCUACGCUUAUGUGGACUCUGUGUCUAUCACUUGCAACCCCCCCACACCGCCUGGACCCAACGACACCUCGUACGUGUAUGGCUCGAACACAACCACAUUCGAGCCUGCGAUCAACUAUUCGAACGAGUCAACAAUAGUUACCAGUGGCGCGUGGGGCAGCCUCAGCGCCAUCCGUGCUGACAGCUUUAAAUGGGGAAUGCUUGUCUCCGUUGGUGCAGUGGUGCUUGGCACCACCCUCUUCUAA